AUGUACUCCAUUCCUCCUCCUACUCGCUUCUUGGUCCUCUCCGCUGCGGAGUCUCGCCCUCACAACCCUUCCACCGCCAGCAACAACUUCCUUGUGCUGUCUCCUACUGAGUCUGGCCCUGACCCUCGCGCCUUUGAGGACUCCCAGAGUGAGACCAGCUCCGAUGAGAGCCCUGAACUGGCUCCCCUCAGCCGUGCUCGCACCAACAGCUCUGUUUCAACCAACUCCUCCGGUUCUUUCAGCGACCUCAGUGCCAGCCUUCCCAAUGGUUUCCUCUUCCUGGGCCAUGGCAAGAGCAAGAAGAACUAG
This is a messenger RNA of Penicillium brevicompactum, 309 nucleotides long. RefSeq lists its product as uncharacterized. The record is from RefSeq and is a predicted model, not a curated record. NCBI's taxonomy places the organism in Eukaryota, Fungi, Ascomycota, Eurotiomycetes, Eurotiales, Aspergillaceae. The transcript has a single exon. Bases 1 to 309 code for a protein of 102 amino acids.